AUGCCUCCUCAAAACCGCCGGCUCCUACCAUAUUCAACUUCUUCGUAUUUGCCUUCCAACCCCCUGCUCAUUUUCUUCCCGUUACCUUUCCAAGAAUUGCCUGACAAGGAAGGUCGUUUCACUUUGUAGUUUCGGAAUUCUCUGUAAAUUUGACAAAAUAUCUCUCGAAGUACCAAAUUAGGGUCCUGGAAGUCUCACCCUGCAAAACUUCCUAGUUUUGAGAAAUAACGGCUCAGUCCAAAAAAUGUUCAUAUCAGCGGAUUUUAAGGUUUUCGUUGACUUUGCGAUGUCCGUUCUCAAUAACUGGAAAUUUGUGCAGGCUGAGACUUUCAUAAUGUUUUUUGGUACAUAAAGAAGUGUUCUGACCAAUUUUCACGAAAUCACCAACCGCAAAAAAACUGACUUGUGAGGGGAAUGUGCUCCAAUAUUGAAUCGAGAGAAACGAAAAUCGCUGCCGUACUAAAAAAAAAGCUCGGAAUUUGGAAAAACAGAGGAAUUGUUGAUUGACACGGCACGAAGGGCGAUCGGACAGACAUGCCUAUUCGGCAGGAGUAAUGCGCGGGGUCGUGGCGUCAAGUUUAACAGAAGUACUCGUGAAGAGGACGCGGAUAAGGGAUACGUUAUCGGUGCGAGGCAACAUCUGUUGUGCCCCCCGGCCGCCAGUCGGUUCGUCGCGCCUCCCACCACAAACCCCACUCGUACCCCACUAUUAUUCAAUGAGAUGAUGAUUGUUACUCGAUUAUUUACUGCUUUUUGCUUGAUCUCGACCCGAUUGCUGACAGCAGCGCCGAUCGAAGGCUCUGGCGCCGUGCUUCUGGAGGCCGAACCGGACCCGCCCGAUGGCGAGGUCCAGCUUCUCACUGGUUGGAUUUUGAGUCGUUUUUUUCUUAUCCAUGUUUUGUCGCUUGAAAAGUUGGAUUGUAUUGCGAAUGUGUUUUUUGGCCGGAUUUUUUCUGUGAGGCCGGAAAGUUUUGAAUAUAGAGAUGGUCAAACUUCUCCGACUUUUUCUUCGACUUAUCUUGCUCCUAUCCGAAGAACCUGAGAACCCAGAACAUUUUUUGAUAAGUAUCAUUUUACAGGUUUCUUUCCACAGUUCUUUCGAGCGAAUUUUUCGCAAAUUUUUAUUUUCAGGAUAUGAACUUCAGUGCAGAAAAAAUACAUACAUCAAAGUUCAAGACGUAAUCUCCUAAUCAGAAACAUCUUCUCUAAUCAGAAACAUCUUCUCCUAAUCAGAAACAUCUUCCACUAUUUUUUUCAUCUCCUCAUAAUCCUUUCUUUGUCCCGUCGUUUCCGAACCUCUGAGCUCAAAAACUGAUUAUCAAUCCGUUUUAUUUUCGCUCUUCGUAAUCAAAAAUCUUGAGCUAACUCAAAACCUCAAAAUUCUUGGAAGUCAUCACGAAGAUCCAAACGUUUUUUCAAAUGAAUUGAGCAUAAUUAUAAGAUCUCUGUCAAGCACAGUUUUUGGAACCAGCGUGAUCAGAUUCAUUUCACGAUCUUUCUCUCUUUUUGAAAUCCCUUUAUGAAUACUGCCCAAGUCGUAAAGCCGAAACCUUCUUUCAGGGUUAAUUUUAAGUUUUGGUCUGCCGGAUUCUAUUUUUUCCAAAGGAAUUCGAUCAACUUCCUAAGCUCUUAUUUUGAGGAUAAUUCACUGGAUUGUAAGUUUUUUUACUUUUUUUAUAUGAUUCCUUGUUGUCUCUUCAAUUAGUACAUAAAGUUGAUGGUUGGGUGGUAUGAAAAAAACACCGGCGAAAAUUCAAACGGCGACUUUUCCGAUUUUUUCAUAUCGCUAGGGAACUUUCCGACGGCCACCUUUCCGACGAAACUUUUUCCGACUUUUUUUUCUCGAUAAACUCUUUGUUUUACAUCUUCCUAUAUAAAGUAGGUAGUUUUUUCAUAAUUAAAAACACAAAGAAAUAGGAAGAAAAAAAUGUUCAUAGAUGUUUUAUAAACCGAAAAGCAUAAGGGAAAAAAAAGUCGGAAAAAGUUUCGUCGGAAAGGUGGCCGUCGGAAAGUUCCCUAGCGAAAUGAAAAAAAUCGGAAAAAGUCGCCGUUUGAAUUUUCGCUGGUGUUUUUUUCAUACCACCGAUGGUUGACUCGAUUUUUGAAUAAACCCUGAGACUUGUUACUUUUGCAAACCGUUAGCAUUAUUCAAAAAGUUAUCAACAUUUCAAAAAUACCUUUGAUGCGAUUUUUUUAAUUCUCUUCCGCCGUUUCCCAUACCUCUUUUCAAUAAUAUCCUGAAUUUUCCAAGAAUGUCUGGACCUUGAUCCAACUUUUUGUGUUACAUGAAACCGAACGGCUUCCCUCCCACACACUUGAGAUCAGUAACAUGAGCAACAGUGCGCAAACAUUCGAACGAGUACAACUGGUGUGACUGGUUCUCGCUGCGGCAUUCUUUCCGUUCUUUUUUUCUCGUGUUCCGCCUUCAUCUUUGAAAGGUUGCGUCAAGUGCCUGUUUUUCUCACCGUUCAAUAUUGGGAAAGAAAGAAAAAAAAGUAUUUUUUUUUGCCGUAAAGAUGGAAUCAAAACAUUGAAAAAGUUUAAAUAGCUUGAAAAUAUAUAGAAAGGUGUCCGAUCUGGAUUUGAUUUAUUUAAUGCGGUCGGAAUCUGUCUAUGUGCUGAUCGUUGUUUUAAUUUUUGAGCGUAGAAGGAUUUUUUGAACAAAUUUUUGGAGUCAUUUUCCAAUUUUCCUGGAUUUCAAAAAUCCUGAUUUUGAACGUUAAGCUUUUGAAAUUAUAAUAAGAGUCGAAUGAAAAUCCUAGAUACAUGAAAAAAAAAAACAAAAUGUAUGAAAGUUGAAAAAUUUUUGAUCCUCCAAGGAAUUCAGGUUAAAUUUGAGUUCAGUUCAGUGAAAAUAAAAAAACUGCAGAAAAAUUGUAGGAAACGUUUCGAACCGGAUAUUUCAAAGUUUCGACGGAUUGUAUCAAAUUAACUAUUUAACUUUAAAAAUAAUGAACACGAUUUUUUUAAAAGAAUGUUCAAUAAAUUAACAGCGCAGGUUUGAACUACGAAUAAUUUUAAAACUUUGAAUUUAUGAUAUUUUUUUUCAUUUUUCACGACCAUAAAUUCCUUUAUUUCCAAAUCAAAGUUUUUGUUCUAAAAGAAGUUUUUAGAAAAAAUAAGUGCUUUGAAUGAUCAAAUGAAGAAUUUCUGAGCAUUAGUUUGCCGAUUUAUUCGAGUUUGAAGCUUGAAAGUCGUUUACGGAGCGAAAAGGUCUUUGAUUGAUUUUUGAAUCGCAGCUCUUCCAAUUGUCUUAAAAAAGGAAUUUUUGUCUCAAGAAUUUUCGUCAAAUCAAAAGAUGAAGCAAGAAGAAAAAAAAAAGAGAAGGUCGGAGGGCCGAGAGAGAUUUUGCGCAUAGAAAUUGAAAUAAGAAAAGCAAAGAAACGAGAAGAGGGGCGGGCGAAUCUCAACUUCGGCCGCCCUCUAACCGUCGUCCACUGCUGCUGCUCGCCUCCCCCUACUCCCUUUCCGCCUUUGCACUAACCAGAAAUACAGUCGCCUCGGGGUUGCUCUGCCUCUGCACGUCUUCUGUGAUUCUGAAGCAGCAGCAAGACGGCCAUGGCGUUCUCGCUGUUCGCCGCGCUGUCGCUGUCGGUCAUCUACCGACUGACCAUCAACCUCCCUGACCUGCCCUAUUCUCACGAAUUGCGGCGCGUCGGCUCCGACGAAUUUUUGAAGACCUCCAAGGAGCUCAGCGAGGCCAUCGACAAGCUCUUGGUGGAGCUGCCCGGUGAACACCGCGCCUCCGUCUUUCAGUUUCGGUCCGAUUUUUGUCCUUCUUCUCGCUCACCGUUGUCUGGUACAGGAAAAGGCGUUUGAUUCUUUACUUCAAACUUUAAAGAUUAUUUCGUUCAGUUUCCUUUUUAGAUUAAGACAAAGACCGGAAAAAUUUGAAAUUUUUUGGUUAUUUUAUAUAGUAAGUGGUUGGCUUCAGACGAAAAACUUUAGGUAGGGUUUUUCUUUAUUUGGCCUCUACAUUGUCGAUUCAUCUCUCUUUCUGCACACUUUAUGGAAUAUUUUCUCAAGUUCCAGUGCCUUAACAAAAUCUGAAUUUAAGUUUUCAAUUGGAACCUAAUUUAUUGCUCGUUCAUUUAUUUCAUAUCUUUUACUUGUUUGAAAAAUUUUGACUUUCAACUUCAAAAAUUCGGACGACUUUGGCUUUUUUCUUGUACUUGCAGCUUCGUUUCCAUUCAUAAAAUAGUCCAGCAAAAUUCGUUUUUUUUACUGUUUUUUUAUUCAGUUUUUAAGUUUUUUGCUUUUUUUUUCCUCGGAUCCAAAUGGGAAAACAUAUAUUUCUUUUUCCACUUUUUUUCGAAUUUGUCAGAGUCAAAAUUGUAAAUUAAAAAUUUUUAAAAGAUUUUUUUUUCUUGAUUAUCAAAAAUACUUUUCAUAUCGAUCUUCCCUUUUCGAUAUUCUAAUUUUUUUGAGAUUUUUCAAUGUCAUUUUUCUAUAUUAAUUCGAAUGCAUUUAUUUUCUAACCAAGCAUUAAGGUUAAUUAGGAUUUUCUCGCAGCAGGAUAUUUACGGCAAAAAGUGUUGCAAAUUGCUAAAAAUCGUUUUCAAAUUGAAUUUUUGAGAGAUUUUCACUAACUAUAAAUAGUAAAAAUCCAUCUUUCCCACUUUUUUUAUCCGAGUCUAGACCGCUUGUUAACGGGAUGUUGCAAACCUGCACAUCAUAGUUUGCUCAAGUGCUUGAAGAACUGAACUGAACUGAAAAAAAGAAGAAAAGUUCAAAAAUGAAAUGGGAUCUUCCUCUUUUGAUUUUUGGAUGUGAAAAUGAAGAAGCUCAGCUAACAUAAUCUAUUCGGCACGGUUUGAAAUGUUUUGAUCGAAUUGAGAAUGGCUCAACGAGCUGCGGUUCAAGUCAUCAUGGCAAACCUUUGGCAAAUUUUUAUGGUUUCCACGGUUUGCAACAAUCUGACCUGUCUGCGCCCUCUUUUCUCUCACAGUUAAGGUUAGAGACGAUUAAAUUAGAAUAUAAUAAAGGAGUGCUAGAAUGCAGACUUUUUUCAAGUCAUGGAAGGAGGUAGACCGAGGCGCAGAAGUCUUUUCCGUUGUAGGCGCUACCCCAUUGAGCCAUUCCCAGUGUGACCAAAAGUUCAAACGUUUUAGCAAAGUUACAGUAAACGUGUUGUCUCCGUCAUUGUGAUUGUGAUUUUCUGUCAGGUACCAUCAAAUCAUCGGCACCUUGGCCUACGUCGACGUCUACACGGAUUCGGAAAGUCCGCGAGUCAGGGACGUCCUGCUCGCCGCCGCACACGACGGCCAAAUCGGCGAUUUCGCCGUCUCCAAUGAAGGAUUCGAGGUCCACGUCAUCAAAGGUGUGUGUGUCGUUUUUGUCCGUUUUUUGUCGGUUUUUGUUGUUUUCCGUGAUUUUUUAUGUUAUCUAACAGGAGUUUUUUUCGAAAGCAGCUUGUCAAGCGAAAUAGAAACUUAUCAGUUAACGUGAACGGCAUUUCAAAUACAUUUCCAUUCUUGUCUUGUUAGAAAUUUCUUUUUUUCAAUGUUGCAAACUUUCAUUUUCCAAACUUUUAUUUUUGAUCACUAAUUGUGAAAACUUUGUUUGUGUCGUGAUGCACUAUGAAUUUUCAGGAAUCUGUAUUUUUUCUUUGCCAGUUCAAAUCACGUUAACAAAGGCGCUUGUCUGAAUUUUCAAAAUUUUCAUCUCUUAACUUCGGAUUUAUCGAUCUAAGAAGUUUUUUCAACCCCUUCUCUUUGAUAGAAAUCAUUGUUUCUUCGCUUUUUUUUUCCAUGAUGACUCAUUACUUUUGAGUGGAGUAGGUUUUGAAACAUCUUGGUUACGUUUCUGUAACAGGAAAAAACUUUCUUUCGGUUAGUCAUCGUCUUGAACGUUCUUUCAGUUCCUUUCUAAAAAACCAAAUUGAAAGAACUAAAGAAGUUCUGAGAGUUUCGAAAGCGAUCUUCAAUCCAUUUUUCCAACUUAUAAUCGAUAAAUCCUCAUGUCUGGAUCCAGAAUUUUUUGUUCGUUCUGAAUUUUCAGUUCCAAAUUUAUCUCAAAAAUCAACAGCUACAAGAAGUUCUGAGAAAAACGGAAUUUUAAUCUUUUUUUUCUCACAAAAAAAGUUUCUUAUUUCUCAACUGAUAAACGAUAAGGUCUCAUGCCUUGAUCAGUACUGCCGCCGUGUUUUGCGUCGAGCAUUUUCUGGCCUGCUGCGCCUUGCUUGAAGUGCUUGUGUCUUAUGUGUAUUUUACGCGCUUUUACAAGCCACUUUGCACAUGAAUACGCUUUUCCUCCCACCUCUCUUGCAUAAUGUUCGUGAGACGCCUGGAGGGGUUUUCCGGCCGUACAAACAGUCUUUGACGCAACUUUUAUCGAAAAGAAAUGAGUAAAGCGGGUACUGAUAAGGGCGAAUUCCUCUAUGCGGCUAUAUUUUGAGGGUUUUUUGAAUCCUUGGUCUCAAAGCCACAUAUUCCGGAGAAAAACGGGUUAGGUUAGGCAGAUUUGAAGAGAUUUUUCCUUUUGAAAGCUUUGAGAUUUUCCUGACCAUUUUCAGAAGCUUUCAUCAACUUUUUGGGCUAGAUGGGCUUUCAAUUUGUUUCAAAUCGUUUUUAUAACUUUUCGGUUUUUGUUGGCCUCUUUCACUCCUUAUGAUGUUUCAAGGCGAAUAAAACCUCAAAAUAAUUUUUUUUUUUCAAGUCCAUUUUUCAUUUUCAACUGAGCUGUUAAAACUUUUCGAGCUGCUGGGAACUCCAAUCGAAAUAUUUUUUUUGAAUUUUAAGGAAAGUUUUUUUCCGAGUUUUUUUAAUCGUUUAUUAUGAAUUUAAAAAGAUUUCUAGAUUUUUUUAAUCAAGUUCUGAUGAGAAUCAAUACAUCCAAUUCGCAGCUGGCGUGAGCCAUCGAGAAGUGUCUUGACACGAAGAAAAAAGAAAUAUAUUUUUUAGAAAGGACAAUCAGUUUUUGCAUACAGGGUCUCUGAGAAAAUUUAAAAUGAAUACUUUCAGACGACAACGCCAACUGCGCUCCAACGGAAUUCAGAUGUCUCGACGGAAGCUGCAUCGCGGCGGACCGACGUUGCGACGGCCGCAGAGACUGCGCCGAUGGUUCGGACGAGAGCCGCAAGCAUGGUUUUUGCGAGUAGAAGUGGGGAAAUAAUCAAAAUUACUUCAGCUGAAUGCAAGCGACACGUCCCACUGAUCCUGCAGACCGAGAAGGAAGUCAGUACACCGAAACACGGGACCGUCCAUCUCUCAGCGAUCAUUGACCACGUUCCGGCUGGCCGACAGGUAUUUCCUUCUCUUGGAACACUCUGACCUGUCUGCGCUCUCUUUUCCCUCUUCGGCGAGGUCACAAGAGAUGAUAAAAUAAUUAAGAAUCAAGAAGUUUCUGUGUAAGACGUCGUGUAUCUUAUAGUGUCCAUGGUCCAAUUUUUAAAAUUUUCUUGAAAUGUAAAGUUUCUCACUUUUUUUCAUUUUCAUAUGAUUAAGUCUAGUCUCUUACAGGUGGGAGGAGGUAUAAAAUUCGAUAAAUUUAUAAGAAACGGCGAGUAUUAGGAAGAUUUUUUUAAAGCUAAGUAAGUAUAUGGAACAGCUUCAAAUUUUAUUAGCUUUUCGAUUCUUGUAAUGGGUGGAGGUGAACACUUUCAAACUGGUACAGCAAGUUGUAGCAGUUGCGACGCGGCUUUUGGCGGAUAAUAGCUCUUUUAAACUAAUUAUUUCACUUUUCUGGUAUUUUUCCGACUGUUUUCUUAGUUGUAAAAAAAAUCUCUUUAUUCAUUUUUACCACGAUAGGGUUCAAAGUCGCAUUUCGGGCCGAAUGCCAAAGGUUUCAACAAGUGGUAAAUUGACGUCUUCCAAGUCAGAAAAAGCCUCGUAAAUCUUCUCUUUAAGGUGAUCUGGUCUCGCAACGGCAAGGUGAUCGGCGAGGGAACCUUAGCCACAGGAAAUGAUGACCGAUUGAGCGUCUAUCACACCUCGGACCAGUACUUCUUGAGGAUCGAAAACACCACCGACGGCGACGCGGGAGAGUACAAGAUCAUGGUCGAGGGAAUGAAUGUUGAGGCUUCUUUCACGGUUGGUUUGAAGUUGUUUUGAGUUUUUGACCAAUUUUGAAGAGAUCAGAUAGCCCAUGGGAAAAUGAGAAACUUUAAAAGCUUUGUAGGUGUUUUUUUUAAGUGUUCUUGUUUUUUACUCCUAUAUUUUACAUUCUGUUCAGUCUUCAAAGAAGAUUUUGGGUAAAUAAUGGUAGGAAUAAAGAAGUAGGUUCUCGCUAUCACGGCUCCUAGAAGAAGAACCAAAUUUUGCAGGUGAACGUGACGCCGGACAAGCUGGCCGGCGAAUCAGAAGGCUGCCCUGAAGGGGAGAGGGCCUGCAAAUCCGGCCAUUGCUUGCCGGUCUCGCAGUUCUGCGACCGGACCGUUCAGUGUCCUGACGGCGACGACGAGGUCUCCUGCACGCGUAAGUUUCCUUUGAAGUCAAGGCGCGUCCUGGUAUAGCGUUGACAGAAAUACCUCAUGAGGAAGUUAUGAUUUUUAUCAUCAUCCAAUCAAGUCGGAAAAAGGCAUUUUCUUGACUUCUGAAAGGUUUUUUUUCAACGUAUUUUUCUCAAGCUUUUUUUUUUGUUUUUAAACGCUAAGAAUGUUUUGUUCUCGAGAAAAAAGCUUACUUCAGAGGUCACUUUGGCGGUUUUUUACCCUAUACAUAGAAACUUUUAGGUUUUUUCGUAGUUCUGUUAUUACGUCAUUGGCUUGAGAAUGAAAUUACAAAAUUUUUUUCUUUAAGUUGCACCGAAAAAUUCGUGAAACUCUGCACCAAAUCAGGUCAAAUAGCGCGUUUUGAAAUGGAUCGGCGCAUGCUGCAAGUUAGUUAGCCCAUGUAAAUUUUAGAUACGAGAUCUUUUCUCUCAAGUGCCGGUCACGCAACGCAAACCCUCUAUACCAUGAGCUUCUCCUCGAUUUAUUUAUUUAUUUGCUCGACCGACACUGUUGCGUUCCUUCCUGUCAUUUUGCCCUUUCCUCCCGUUCGCCUGGGCAAUCAAGAGACUUUUGACGGAUUUUUUUUGUCCUUCACAGAGAAAAAAGUUAAAAGGUAAGCAAAACCACCGAUUGAGAAGCUUUUUUGCUUCUUCUCCUCUUCUGUGUGAGGGGAUUUGUUUUGCGGAGCCGUGUGCCGCGGCAACCAUCCGGGUGCACUUUGCGACGACUCUGCAAACAACCAAGUUUCACCUCCGACCGUCGAGAGACAGGAUGCUUUUUCUCUCUCACUCUUAAUCACCUCGGACUUGCUCUAGGUCUUUUUUUUCUUCGUGAUGAAAUCGGCUGAAGGUGCCAAGAGUUCGUUUUUGACAAAAAAAAAAUGAAAAAAUUAGGGGACUCGAAAAACAUAGACUUUCAAGUAGCAGAAGGAUGUCGUAGUAAUCAUUAGAGUGAUAAAAGUAAUUUUAAAACAUUUCUGGAAUAAAUAACCUGAGUUCAACUGUUUAACGAUUAAUCGAAAUCUUUUUUAAUUCUUAUUUUUAAAAGUUGUAGUAUCAGCCCAAUUUAAUAAGGAAAAUAGAACUUCGAGAGGUUUUUUUUUAAAUCGCUUGUUUUUUUUUUAACUAACCUCCGGGCGCUAGAAUUUUCUUAAGAUGAGGCAUUUUUCAACCUUUCUUUUACGAAUUCUCAAAUACUUUCACGAGAAAAUAAAAGUUGAAACAUGGAUGAACAUUGAGAAGUAGAAUGAGAAACCUUCCAAUGUUUUUUUCUAUUUUUGGAGUUUGAUCAGUUCAGCGAACAGUCGCCAGCAGUCUGAGUAAUUUUUCGACAAUCAGUUCCUUUUCAAAAGCCCAAACUGUCGAGUUUUGAUUGGAUUUUUUGAACGUGUCUGGGACACGGCUGACGUGACUCAUCCGGUUGCCCAAACCCACCUUCACGGCUCGUUUCGAUUCUUUUCAAUAAGGGGGCGCCCUCAGCCAAUGACGCAGCUCGAUUGCUUCGCCGCGACAAUAGAAUGGCCGGCGUGUUCGGAAUACAUUUAUAUAUCAAAUCUACUUUUUUUUUCUCUUUCUCCCACGUUCCAACUGUCCCUUUUGCAGGCGUCGAAUGCACGUCGUCGGAACUUCUGUGCGAGGCGAACAACGUCUGCGUUCCGUUGACCGUCGCCUGCGACGGCUGGAGGGACUGUCACGACGGUUCCGAUGAGAAGGUCUCAGGAAAAAUUCACAAAACCAGAAUGGGGAUAGAAGGAAAAGAACAAUAAAUAACGAAAAAGAUUGAAUAUUACAUGAAACGCAUACGUGAAUCUGAAAAAUUACAAGUGGGUACCGGGUAGCUACUCCAAAAUCGUUUGACGUAAGCUAAUCGGUUGUCGUUUAUUAAUUAACAAGUAUCGUGUUGAUACCAUAGACAUGAUACCUGGAUAGUAUCGAAGAGGCACCUGGAUACCAUCGCUACCUGACGUUCGUCUUUUUUUACUGGGCAGCUAUCCGGUAGCUAUUAGAGAACCACCGAUCAGAACGAACCCCAGUGUAGACACCGCUAGACUUUUGAAAGAGUUGAGUGUCACAAUUAGACAAAAAAAAACCUCACAAUUAGCUUUUCGGUGUGUUCUGACCUUGCAGAAAGAUCAAAAUAACUUUCUUUGUCAAAGAGGAAAAAAUUGUUGAAUGUUUUUUUUAUUUGAAAAUUUCAAAUUUAAAUUUAAAUUCGACAAAACGUACCCGGAAGAAAGUUUCAUGAUCAGCGUAUUUAUUGAAGUUUCCUACUAGCAAAUGUCAAAGAGGUUAGGUCUUCAUAAUCUUUGAAUAAUGUCGGUCUUUUGAUAACGUAUAUGGAAUUACGAUGCCAGGUGUUUGUAUACUUUUCAUGAUAUAAGGAAAGUCGCCAAUCGAAUGUUUUGGAAACUGAACGAAAGGAUUUUGCAGAACUGCACUGAAGCUCACAAGGCACACAAGAAAGUGCAUCAUGGAAAACACCAGAGAAAGCCACAUUCGCGGCUGACGGUCGCCUGCGAGGACGGCAGCACUCCUGAGUACAGCUUGUGAGUUUUUCAAUUGAAACAGAACAUCAUAUUUCACAGAAUUCAUGUUUUUUUUUUCUUUAUUCUGCCUCAAAAAGGGUCCGAAUAUGUCGAUUCAAUUUAUCCUGUCGCAACCAGGAAAUUGAAAAACUUUUUGUAUAUGUAAAAAAAGAGGCUUUAGGGCGAUAUCAUUCAGGCUUUCGUUAGUUUUCAAUUUUUGUUACCUGAUUUCUAAAAAUUUUAUUUAUAUGUUUAAAUUUUAAAAAAAGAAAAAUUGUUUCAAGAUAUUGUCGCAAUCAAGAGUUAAAAUUCGAAUUCAAAAAAAGGUUGGUCGUCUCAAUAGAUCUAAAAACGUUUAAAAAAAAAAAUUAAUGUGACACAAACUGAAACUUUGAACUUAUUCAAUUCUUACUUUUUUCUAAACUUGAUACUUUUUGGCAUGAUAAAAGCUCUGAAAAUUUUCUGGAUUUCUUCCAGACACGGCUCGACGUAUUGUUGGUCAAAUUCGGUUUGUCCGUCUUCAACGGCUUGCGUCCAAGGACUCUGCUGCGCCGUCGGACGUUAGUUUUAGCUUCUGUUUGAACUUUUAUCGGUUCUUCUUUUCGGGUUUCUUGUUUUAGGGUUACUUCUUUGCUCUUUCUCUCUUUCUUUCCGGAGGGAGGUUUAUCUUUUCAAGAAAAUGGGAAAAAUUAGUUUAAAUUUCUCCUUCUCUCGUAGGACUUUUCAUUCUUCUUCUAGUGCGAACUUUCGAGAUUUUUUUCCGUCAAUAAAUAAAAGGAUUAAUUUUGAAAACAAAUACAGAAACUAGACUUACUGUAUUUUUUUGUUUUGAAGAAUUUUUGUGUUUAAAGGCGCAGAAGGCUUGCAUGAGCUGCAAUAAAGUUGAAAACGGCCUAUCGCCUUGACAAUUCAUUUGAAAAUGCUCCUUGUGCUCCUUUAAAUAUUUCUAAAUACGUUUCUUUGUUUUUCAAUGUCGCAUGCUCUCUCUUUCCCUUUGUCUCUAACCGAAAGUCUAGCACCACCUGUUUCCCACCUUUCCAACCUUGUCACACCUAACCAACUUCGUUCUACGUGGUCUUGCAGCGAACAGCACGAUACGCCAAUGUCCCUCGCACCUGUGGGAAUGUCUCGACGGCACGUGUCUCGAGUGGAAAUCGCGAUGCGAUGGGACGCCCCAAUGCGCCGAUUCUGGCGACGAGAGACACUGUGGUACGGGAAAGUGCACCUUUUUCAGGGUGGCAUGCACGGAAUCGUUGGAAUAUUCUUGUCUUUUUGA
Caenorhabditis auriculariae is the source of this 12231-nucleotide messenger RNA. The record is from the annotation of a GenBank genome assembly. Lineage: Eukaryota; Metazoa; Nematoda; Chromadorea; Rhabditida; Rhabditidae.